AUGGCAUCUCCAUCUUAUACAGCUGUUGAAGUCGCCACUGCCCUGUCCAAAAUCACCCUUACCAACACACUCACAUCCCCUCUCCUCCGCCUCCCCGCCGAAUUGCGUAACAAGAUCUACACCUACGUAGGCCACUCAGAACAGAUCCACAUCGCCGCGACCAUUACCAACGCAAGCCCUGGCGAUCCAACCCGUGACCCUUCCGGAUUCACUAUGCAAUUCGACUUCCCAGGUCUCCUCUCCACCUGCCAACAAACCCGCUCCGAAGCUACCGCACUCAUAUACGCUCAAUCCACCGUCAACACGCUCUCCGGCGACGCUUGGUACUGGCUAUACUCACACUUUGCACACCGACUCUGCGCCCGUGUAACUUCAAUACAGAUCAGCGAGAUCUUCGCCAACCUCAUGGAGCGAGAGACUGAUCAGCGCAUGCUAGACUCGCAGGAUGUCAAGGUAUGUGCCUUGCACUUGCCAUGCCUGGAGCGUGUGCACGUCGUAUGUCAGGUGGUAGCCGGCUGGCCAAUAGGCAGCGGUUACUUCACGGAGGAAGCGGUGAAGGAAUGGUUUGGAAACGAGGGUUUGGAUGUGUUCUUUGAGGGGAGUUGGUCGAAGCAGUACUCGUGUCCUGACUCCCUCAUAGAGAGGUACGAUAUGUUGGUGGAUGGAGAGUGA
Alternaria incomplexa is the source of this 672-nucleotide messenger RNA. RefSeq lists its product as uncharacterized. Bases 1 to 672 code for a protein of 223 amino acids. The transcript is spliced from 2 exons. The record is from RefSeq and is a predicted model, not a curated record. Lineage: Eukaryota; Fungi; Ascomycota; Dothideomycetes; Pleosporales; Pleosporaceae.